This is a messenger RNA of Mesorhabditis spiculigera, 1605 nucleotides long. The record is from the annotation of a GenBank genome assembly. Lineage: Eukaryota; Metazoa; Nematoda; Chromadorea; Rhabditida; Rhabditidae.
AUGAAAGAGUUUGAACAACAUAUUGUUGAUGUUAGUAAACAACUUGGAUGUUCCUUUGCGGAUGACGAAUUAGUGCUGGAACAAUGGACAACCGAAAAUAGAUUUGAAUUUCUGUAUCGAUGUCUGUGGAAGAUUGACCCAGAAUUUCAAGGCACACUAUCGUCUUGGAAAUUCCCGGAAAACAUUGCUGGCAGAUUCACAAAAGCUACCAAUUUGGCAAAUGCUAUUAAGGAGGCCGGGGUUCGGCGUGAAUUCGGCCAUCAAACUUUAUUAUAUGGUGGACUGACCGACGUGGUUCCCCUUUUCUUGGACUUAAUUGAAAGAAUUCCGAAAAAUGAAGCUUUUUUGGAUGUGAUAACUAGUUAUCGGGAUCAAAAGCUUGCUCAAGCCUGUGCAAAUAUCCGCCCAAGUUGGGUCCCAGAAUUUUGCCGAAGGCUGAUGAUGAGCUUUGAUGGGCGAUAUUGGUAUCCAAAGGAGGGAUUCCCAGAAUAUGUCAGUCCGUUCCAAGCUGUCGAUUAUUGGAAAGCUAUUGAAUCAGGUGGUGAUAGUCGAGAAUGGGUUGCUGCUUUAAUCAGGGUCGGAGGCCUAGAUGGUCAUUCCGGAAAAUUGGUAAAUCUACAAGCAACAACUUCUAGCGGGCCUCCGAUUGCCGCUAAGCCAAAAUUGAAACCUACGCCCCCUCCGAAACCAAAAAUUGACACUCACGGAGCCGAAACCGAAGCAAGACUGACGCAGAAGAAAAAGCAACUAGAACAACUAAGAUCGGAGCUUGAUGAUAUCAAAAUGAACAUUGUCCAGGGCAAAUGUGAAUCCAUGCUAAUCGAGGACAAAAUGGAACCGUUAAAAGCAGCGAUGGCCGAGCAGGACGAACGAUGGGUAACGCUAUUGGAGAAUCCAGUUGACGGACAAGCAAAAUUACAGAAAGCACUCGACGACAGUGAGGCUCGCUCCCAGAAGCUUGAAAACAAAUGGAAAAUUACUAGAGACGAAAAAUUAGCGGUACUUGAAGAACUGAAACAACGGAGCGAGAAUUCGGCAGAAAUCGAAAGAUUAUGUGCAAAAACCAAGGAAGCAAUUACAAAACGCGAACAGCUUCUGGAAGAUUCGGAUGUGCGUCAAGCGUAUUUGAUUCGAUUGCAAAAACGCUUGGAAAAGCUGGAAAGUGACGAUUGUGAUCGGAUGGUAUUUACAAGGCGAAUCACAGAAAUUGUCAACAAUAUAAGAAAACAGCAAGAAGAUAUAGAAAAGGUGAAAAAAGACAUCACCGGCUUGCAUAAGGAAAUUCGAUGGUUGCAAUUGACGAUUAAUCGAUCCUUUGAUUUGAUCGAGGAGCCGUUAUUCCAGGAAACGCCAAACUCGAUGAAAGGGGAGCGAAUAUAUAAAAACUUCAAUAAAAUUCACAAGACUUGCAAUAAGGCAAUGGAAUGUUUACGAAAACAGAGCAAGAUUGCCCGUAUUAUUGAACAUCUUACGGAUAGGGUAGAAAUCGGGCGUCAAAGUACGGUGGACUCUCAAUUGGAACAGGUUCUCGCCGAUCUCGAACAGGUGGAAAAAGAGAGAGAACAGCUCUCAGCGUUUGCUGGUAGCCAGGGGUCAACUGGCCAA